Messenger RNA from Alosa sapidissima (American shad), 3163 nucleotides. Its product is annotated as myeloid-associated differentiation marker-like protein 2. The transcript has a single exon. The record is from RefSeq and is a predicted model, not a curated record. The coding region runs from base 1885 to 2751 and encodes 288 amino acids. Gene Ontology annotation, cellular component: membrane. Lineage: Eukaryota; Metazoa; Chordata; Actinopteri; Clupeiformes; Clupeidae.
UGUGUUGAGUUUGAGAAAAUUGUUUUGCAUCUAUGAUUUUAAGUCAGAAAGGCAGUCAGUGAGGGAACGCUGUGAGGGUCAGAAGGAGAGGGAGUGGUAAGAUAGAGUUGAAUGUCAUCUGCUUAGCAGUGGAAAUUACAGUAAGACCGUGGCUGCAAAUAAUCUGGCCAAGAGGGAGGAUGUAUAUGAGAAAGAUGCUAUUCUUUCAUACAAAUUUACAUCACAGACCACUUGGAGAUGCAAACAAUAGCCUAUCAGAGUUUUGGUUGAUUUGACCAUCAGUUAAAGCAAUGGUUCGGAGUGAAUUUCACCCUAGGGGUCAUUUGCAUGAUGACCGCGAGCCAAACACACCCCCAGAAGUUGUUUUCCCUUGGGCGAACAUUGGUCGAGUUAGCGCUAUCAGUCUAUGUAGGCUAUCAGCCCAAUGUUUUAGCGUUGGCACUUUUGGAACCAAAAGUGUAUCUCGUAAAUUACCCGACUAAUAAUGUCCGGAAUAUUACCAAACUUCCAAGGUAGUACAAAAAGGGUCUGUACUCAUAAAACGAGGCAUUGGAAAGUUUGUAAGCAGCCUAAACCAGGAGUUUAUUUAACACUUGCCUGAUAGCUUGAGCUUCUACUCUCUGCUGCUACCGCUACCGAUAACUUGAUGAUAUUUGAGUGUGAUACAAAUAUCUUGAUGAUAUUUGAGUUAACCUGAAAAUACAAGCAUUUAUAAAACGUAUGCAUCGCUUUCUGCCAGGACUUUUACAGGCUUUCCCCAAAUCACGGAAUCACAUUCUACCACUGACUUAUUUUUGAACAUUAUUUUUCUGUCCAUGUUAGUUUUUUUUUUUAUUCUGACCACACCAUGUUUAUUUAAAAAAUGUCUCCCUAGUAGCCUACCACACUAGAAAGCAAACUACACUAGCUGCUUUCAGACAUAAGUGUAAGUCCGCAUGUUCUGCGGACAUAAUGUAAAUGAGCUCAUGUCUGAACAAAGCGAAGAACAUGCAAAUAAUCUGUUCAUGUUCGUGUUCAACCACGCGGAGAUUCGGUUCAUGUGUUGUUCACACAUGAUGUCCGCAAGCGAUAACAAGCUUGACCUUGAAAUUGUGGCGUUAAAGGCGACACGAUGAAAACUUUCGGUACACCUUAAUUUUGUGCUGGUGCACCUAAAUAAAAAAGUUAGGUGCACCAGUGCAACCAGUGCAAUGGUUAGCCUGAAGCCCUGAUAUAAGACUUACUGUACAGUUCACAAGGAGUUGCAAGAGAAUGGGAUUGGAGUAUUAGCUGGCAUACUUUAAAUAGUAGGUGACAAUAGUCAUAUUAAGCACUGCACUGUUAUGCAAUAUGUUUAGUUAUUGUUAAGUGCUUUAACGUAUAUCACGCUUUAACGUAUAUACAUUGUACUCCUCCCACUAACUUCAUCAUAUUAAAGGUUGUAUCAGCGAUUGCAUGCCCAAACCAUGCCCAAAUCUUUCCUCACGAUCCGCUAGCUGCCCGCCCCAUGCAGGCCAUCAAAAAAACGCGUCUCUGUAGGCAGCCUAUUCUCCGAGAUCUGUACACAAAAACAAUAGACCGCAACAGUGCUGCCAACUACUCAAAACCAAAAUAAAUAGUGUUCCAACCAAUCUCAUGCACAUUUAGGAGAGUUUCAAUUGCACAGGCAGGAGGGAGUAGCGAGCAAGCUCUCUGUUUUGUUUGAACGUCAACAGAAGUGACAUUAACCCGCCGUCGCUGAUACAAUCUUUAACAUGCUACAGACACAGGUGCAGAAAAAGAGGAAGGGCAAAAAGGGAGGGAAGAUAAGAGUGGCAAUCCCACACCUAGUCAUAAAAUCACUUACUGGUCAACUGGGUCUAAUUUCCUCUCCGCUCCGCUGCCCGCUCCUCUGCUUCUGCCAAGAUGGAGAAUGUGAAGUGCUCCUGCCUCUUAUUCUUGGGCAACCGUGGAAUACUGCACAUUCUUGAGUUUGUAACUUGCGUUCUUACCAUAAUAGUGGCUGCAUUCUCUACUAAGGCAUUAGAAAUCCACUGGAUAUACUGCAUUAUCAUCUGGGCACUUUGUGCCAUCUUCACUGCGGUCAUCAUCAUCAUCGAGAUGUUCCUCAUUGAGAAGCUUGUCCUGACGUUAUGCAUAGACUGGGAUGACUUCACCACAGGUGUAGCUUUCAUGGGCGUCAUCACCACCUGUCCUUGUACCAUCUGCUACGGUGCGUUUUACCUCUGUAAAACAUGUCUGUGGGACUGGCUUGUGGUGAUUGUAGCAAUUAUGUGUUCCGUGUUCUACUUAGUGGAGUUUGUGAUGGACAAGUGUGACUCCAAGCGCUCCGUGAGAUACCUAGCCACCUGGCCUGGAAUCUUCAAGAUCCUGGAGGCGUUUGUGAGCUGCAUCAUCUUUGUCUUGGUGAAGGACUAUGUGAGGGAGCCAGUGGUGAUCUACUGUGUCGUUGCCUACAUCCUCCCCUUUCCUAUCAUACCUGUUGUCAUUGUGAUGAAUGUGAUGAAGAAGGCGCGAGACUUCCUGCCUUUCAGCCUGGUCCGUUUCGAGAUGCUCAUCCUCCUCAUCUCCGUGUUGUUCUACAUCACCACGGCGAUCAUAUGGCCGGUUUAUACUCUCAAAGACAACCCUCGGCCCACUCCGUGCCCACCAGACAGCUGUACGUGGAACAUCGAUUUUGUGAUCGCAUUCAUGACGUUUGUCAACCUUAUCCUUUUCGUUCUGGAAUUGGUGUUCACAUUCAUGGAGUGUUGUGACUUUAAACGUUCCUAAGGCACACAUAUGGAUAACAAAAGAUCUUUCUCUCUCUGCUGCUUUGGCUCUCUCUCUCUCUCUCUCUCCCUUGCACUGACACACACACAGCCAGAAACACACAAUUAAGCAACUUAAACAGCUCUCGUCUUUGGCAAUGACCUGUUACAGUCUCUAUCUUUUUGUUCAAUAUUAAUUAAAUAAUUAAUUUAAUUUAAUGUAUAGUAUGCUAUGUCUGGAUGAUGUUUAGAGAUCUAACUUGGGAGACUUUUUGGAUUGUCCUCUUUAGCUUAUUCAGAUGCUGAUUUACACAGUUGUGACCAUAUAAUCUAAUUUGUUGGAAAGCAUGCUGUUGUUUCCCAUAUUUGACCUUUACCCCUGGUAAUCAAUAAAUUAUUCUGCUUAUUUCCCUAAAAUAUAAUUUGUUUAUUUC